Messenger RNA from Brassicogethes aeneus, 2651 nucleotides. NCBI's taxonomy places the organism in Eukaryota, Metazoa, Arthropoda, Insecta, Coleoptera, Nitidulidae. The record is from the annotation of a GenBank genome assembly.
CGCGGCUGUCAAACCGACGUGCACAAUUCCUUCGAUUUCAUCGUGUCGCGAUUGCGUUGCGUUCACUUUUUGUACAGUCGGUACUCUACCAAUUGUGCGUGUGCCAAGUGUUUGCAUUUUUUCUUUUAAUUAAGGAUAUUUUGAUCUGCAUUAUACCGAUUACGAGAUUCCCAAGGUGCUUUUAAAGGCCCGAUACAGGCCCUUUGCUGUUCCAAAAAUGCCCAGCAAGUGUUCUCUGUGAUGUUUACUGUGUGAAAAUUAAAAAUCUUUGGACAAAUGUUUGAAAAUUGUGUAACAUGAAUUCCGAUCAACGCAUUUUAAAAUGGAUGGUACUAUUCGUUGGAUUUUUUUCGUUAGCUUGUGCAGUAGUAGGAAGUCCCAGGAUACCGGUCCCGUUCCUCGAACAAUUAGACGAGCGCAACGACGCUGAAAUAUACAAGGCGGUCGUGGAGUCGAUGAACGACUGGCAGCGGAAGCACAAUCUCAAGAGACAUCGCACCAGGUCCAAACGUCAAGAAGACCAGUCGAGAGUGUGCUAUGACGAUCUGGGUUGCUUCGAGGCGUCGGGUCCCUUCGGCUACUUGGACAUGUUGCCGAGCAAGCCCGAGGAGAUCAGCACGAAGUUUCUGCUGUAUCCCGGAAAGAGCCGAAGGAGGAGCGGCUCGCCGCCCGCCGAGGUUCUCUACGAGAACAUGAAGGAGGCCUUCGAGUGGGCCAAGCAAGGAUUAAACGCCAGUUUGCCCACCAAAGUUUUAAUUCACGGGUUUGGCAGCGAUUGCGGCUAUAUUUGGAUUUACGAGAUGCGAAGCGCCCUUCUCGGAGUGGAAGAAGCUAACGUGAUCUGCGUGGACUGGGAGAAAGGCGCGCUGCUACCAAACUACGUGAAAGCAUCCGCGAACACGCGUCUAGUGGGCAAACAGCUGGCCAACCUGAUCAAAGGCCUCGUAGAGCACAACGGUCUCUCGCUCAGGAACCUGCACCUGAUAGGCUUCAGCCUGGGCGCUCACAUCGCAGGCUUCGCCGGCGCCGAGCUGGGCAACGUCAGCAGGAUAACCGGACUCGACCCUGCUGGACCGCUGUUCGAGUCGCAGGACCCGAGAGCGAGGCUGGACCAGAGCGACGCUGCGUUCGUGGAUGUUAUCCACAGCAACGGAGAAAAAAUAAUCCUGGGUGGGCUCGGGACGUCCCAGCCAAUGGGGCACGUGGAUUUCUAUCCGAAUGGCGGGAGGGAGCAGAUUGGGUGCAGUCAUUUGUUUGUCGGAGCUGUCAGUGAUAUUAUUUGGUCCUCAACUGUGGAGGGGAGGUCCUUGUGUAACCACCGAAGGGCGUACAAGUUCUUUAUAGAUUCCAUAUCUCCACGAUGUCACUUUCCUGCUUUUCCUUGCGACUCUUACGACGACUUUUUAGCCGGAAAAUGCUUUCCCUGCACGGACGAAAGAAAUUGCGGAAAUAUGGGAUAUUAUGCCGAUCGGUCCAAAGGCAGAGGGCAACUUUAUCUAGCUACACGCGAUGAAGAGCCUUUUUGCGCACAUCAGUAUCACGUCAAAAUCGAGACCUCACCGAGCCCACUACCCAUCAAAAGUUACGGGAAAAUACAAAUUACAUUGAUUGGAGAUUCAAUGUUAAACGAGACAUUCAUGAUGACAAGAAAGGACGAUGAGGAGAUGAAAUUAGGCGAGUCCAUAUCAAGAAUUUUAGUACCACAUCCAAUACUAUCCCAACCAACAAGAGUACAAAUUUUAUACACUGCUUAUAGAGGUUGGUUAUCAUCAGGUUUAACCCAAUGGACGAUGGAUAAAGUAACUCUAAUGGAUAGUUUUGGAAAAAUGUCAUCAGUUUGUAAGAAAAAUUUGGUACUUGAUUCUGGAGUACCGGUAACGUUACCUCUAUAUCCAGGAGAGUGUAACGUACCCAAGGAAGUCAAAGUGGAAAAAGAGGCGGAGGAUAGAAUACAAGAUCUAAAUUCUAUCACGAAUUCCACUAAGAAGGAGGGUUUUAUACCAACACCUGUUGUGAGAGUUGGCAUAGAAGACGUAAAGGAGUUUAAGAAAGAGACCAGCUUAUCCGUGGAAAGUGCCCUAGGGUUGUUAAACCUACCAUGGAAACAUGAAGAUGACAACAAUCUGGAAGAAAUGGAGACCGAAUCCAGUCGGGCUUUCAACACUAGAACCUACAAGAAAACUAAAGACAACAAAGAGGUUGAAAACCAAGAAAUUGUCGAACCUAUUUUGAAACCACAAUCAACGAAAAAUGCCAGAUCGCACAAUCCUGAUAAGGAUAAACCCGAAAUAACAGAACCCAUUCUGGGUCCAACAACAUCAAAGAAUUUCGUACCGAAUAAAGUCGAAUCUGCAGUAAAAAACGACUUUGUGUCUAAAAUUACAAAACAAAGUAAAGAAUUGACUUAUAAUUUUUACGACAGUAAAGAUUCUGAUGAUUGGGUGCCCACAGUGCAGUCCACGAAAGCGCCGGAAGACAAAAACAAACGUAAAGAUGAGUCUAAAGUGUUCUUAGGCUUCAAUCUACCUCCCCCAGAUGAUAAUCCUCUUGAAGCUAUAGUCAGUACGCAGAGCUGCAACAAGUCAGUUUUAAAAAGACUUAAAUCUUAAGUCUUAAGUCAAUUCCAAAAUCAAAAUGAUUUAAAUCUUAAG